Molecule: messenger RNA, 1515 nt
Organism: Halichondria panicea
Lineage: Eukaryota; Metazoa; Porifera; Demospongiae; Suberitida; Halichondriidae
Product: PDZ domain-containing protein GIPC3-like
Exons: 5
Coding region: 324-1430 (368 amino acids)
Molecular function (GO): protein binding
Source: RefSeq, a predicted model, not a curated record
AAUAUUAGGUUGUGACUUCAUGGGCAGCCUAUUAGAACUAUAGGCUAUAUAAACCAGUCAGUGCAUGUGUGGGAGACUCUUCUCUACAGCAUCAGAUAACAGUAAUCGUCUGUGAGGCUGGUUUUGUGUAAACCACAAUAGAUCAACAAGAACUAGUUGGCUACUGUAGAUCUACUGUAGCAAGGCACACCACCUACCUACCUAGUUGCCAACUACUACCUACCUACUAGAUCCAGUAUAUUACAAGGAACACCUUGCUGCUGCACUACUUCAAUCAAACUGCCCCAAGUAUAAAUCUAUAUCUACAGUGUUCACUGAUCACAAUGCCUGUGUUUGGACAAUCCAAGAAAACUCCAAAUGAUCGACGGAGAUCCAGUAGAUCCACACCUCCCAAAGAUACCCGUACGACAUCGCCCAAAGAUAAUCGUGCCACACCUCCCAAAGAUACCCGUGCCACACCUCCCAAAGAUACCCGCACUACACCCCCACCUGUUCCACCACCCUCACACUGGUCAAAUGCUCCACCCCCUAACACGGUGGUGCCUCCGAGACGAGAGCUGGUGUUCCACUGCCAGCUGGCUCAUGGAAGUGCCACAAUAGACGUCAAAGAUUUCUCAAAUGUAAAAGAGCUCUACGGAAAAAUAGCGGAGGCUUUUAGAAUAUCCGUUUCAGAGAUCGUCUUCUGCACACUCAACACACAUAAAGCGGACAUGUCUCGACUUUUAGGCGGUCAAAUCGGUCUGGAAGACUUCAUAUUCGUGCACAUUAGAGGCCCGAUAAAGGAGGUCACACUGAACAAGACAGAGCCUGCCCUGGGUCUCACCAUCACAGACAAUGGAGCUGGUGUGGCCUUUGUGAAGAGACUGAGAGAAGGAAGUAUUGCUCAGCGACAUCCACAGAUUGAAGUUGGAGACAUGAUCAUCUCAAUUAAUGGCCGGAAGAUGGACGGCUGUCGGCACUUUGAGAUUGCCAAGCUACUGAAGGACAUACCGCUCUCUUCACAAAUUGUGCUGAGACUCUCAGAGACAAAGAAGGCUUUUGAGUCUAUAGCUCCCCGAGGUGCAUCAAGGGGAGCCAUGGCUGUGCCUGUGAUGGACGGAGACACGGGGAAACUGGAGGAGAUGGUCAGUCGUGGAGAGGGGAGGGCUACUCUCAGACUAAAGAAAGAUGGGCAAGCAGUAGUGGAGGAAGUGAAACCAUGGGAGGGUCGUGCUGCAUCGAGAGUGGAUGAUCUCCUGGAGACCUUCUUGGGAAUCAGGGACUUAGAGUUAGCUCAGACAAUGGUGGACCUCGCUCGACAGAAGACCACCCUCCAACAGUUUUCAGCUGUCAUGAGCGAGACACUGGGAGAGUUCGAGUUCCCCGAUGACUUUGUAACCGACGUGUGGAGCUCUGUGCUUAGAGCAAAGGCAGCUAUUGGGAACAGUUAGAUUAAUUAUGCAUCCUGUUUUUAAAUUAUCACUUUGUGUGAAGAUAAUUAUAUUUAAUGAAUCGUAUUUUUACAUUUACAGUUAA